Messenger RNA from Kwoniella botswanensis, 900 nucleotides. RefSeq lists its product as uncharacterized. The transcript has 5 exons. Gene Ontology annotation, molecular function: NADP binding; oxidoreductase activity, acting on the CH-OH group of donors, NAD or NADP as acceptor. Bases 1 to 900 code for a protein of 299 amino acids. The record is from RefSeq and is a predicted model, not a curated record. NCBI's taxonomy places the organism in Eukaryota, Fungi, Basidiomycota, Tremellomycetes, Tremellales, Cryptococcaceae.
AUGUUGUACAGAAUUGGAUAUGUCGGCCUUGGUAACAUGGGGCGUCCCAUAUUCACAAAUCUCGCCAAUUUCGCUGCGGCUAAUGGACUGCCAGCGCCGUGCGCUUGGAAUAUCGAUCAGAGUAGCUACAGGGAGAUUCAGUCGGACCUGAAAGAAGUACACCUAGCAGGAGAGGUAGAGGAGGUCAUCAAGAGGUCCAAUGUUGUCUUCACCUGCUUGUUGAAUGAUGAAGUCGCCGAAAAGGUUUAUCAGAAACUGUACGCCGCUGUAGGGUCCGAGAAGGUUAUUUUCAUCGACCAAUCCAGCUUGAGACCUAAGACAUCCACGCGACUAGAGAAAGCAGCUCAUACGGUUGGUGCGUCGUACCUAGCUGCACCUGUCUUUGGUCGACCAAACGCGGCCAAGGCAGCUACGCUGGUACAGAUACUCGGAGGCGAACCUGAGGUCAAAGAGUUGGUGAAACCAAUUCUCGUACCCGCUAUUGCUACUCGUACAGUGGAUGCAGGUGAUGAAGUUGCCAAAGGCAACAGUCUCAUUUUGGGAAUUGUCGAAAUGUUGGCAGAAACGUACGCUGUGGCAGAUACUAUCGACUUUGACGCAAAGGUGUAUCAAAGCUUCAUCCGCGACUUCCUUCCAGUCUACCCGUACAUCGCUUAUGGCCACAACAUCAGUACAGGCAGCUUCAAGGGGGCCGGCGGCUUUAGACUAGAAGCAGGUCUAAAAGACGCUCGCAAUAUCCUUUCAUUGGGCGAAGAUUUUGGCAAGAGAGUCUCAAUGCCCACUAUAGAACUGGCCAAGAAGCACUUGGAACGCGCAGAAGAAUUAUGCGGAGAGGACAUUGAUUGGUCUGCAUUGGCCGUCGCAUUGCGUGAACAAGCGGGACUUGCACCCUUCCGUUGA